AGAAUAAAUGGGAGCCCAACGUCUAUAUAAACUUCUUGGUGAGUUUUUUGAAUUUCGUGAAGCAGAAAGUGGCAGAGGACACAGCAGCUGUUUACAAGUUUGAACGCCGGAUAAUGGGAAAUAUCUACUGCUCAAAGGUCUCAGAACCAGACAGUGCCUUCUUGCCCUCUUGGUAUACACAAAAGCUGUUUAACCAAGACAAGUGUGAGGAAGAAAACAGAAAAGAUGAAAGUUAAACACUGAUCAUGUUGAAAUUAUAAGUUUGACUUGCGUGUUAUGGUGUGUGUGUUUGUUUGUUUUAGUAUAAUUUGUUAUAGUCUUGGCUCCAGUUUUGAGGAUUUUGAUGUUAAAUAUAUGAACAUAUAUUUCAGAGAAUUUCUACUUUAAAUAAUAAUGCAAUUCCUUGUGAAUUAGAUAAGCUCGAAGUUUUAUCUUUAAAUAUCAAUUUCGUGUGCCUUUUAAACUGUGAUAAGAUUAUGAUAUAAUACAUAGUCAGUGUGACAUUACAGUUAAUGUGUGAUAAGAAAUGAACAUAAUAUACAGUUAAAUUUGUGCCAUUGUAAUCAGUGUGUUUAUAUAACCUGAAUAAUUUUGUUGUUUGCAUUAUAACACUAGGAUUAAUGUAAUAAUUAAUUUCAAACUGAAAUUAAUAGUGUUCUACCUUAAUAAAACCUAUGAAAGUA
This is a messenger RNA of Penaeus monodon (black tiger shrimp), 683 nucleotides long. RefSeq names its product decapping and exoribonuclease protein-like. Gene Ontology annotation, biological process: nuclear-transcribed mRNA catabolic process; NAD-cap decapping. Gene Ontology annotation, molecular function: mRNA 5'-diphosphatase activity. The record is from RefSeq and is a predicted model, not a curated record. Lineage: Eukaryota; Metazoa; Arthropoda; Malacostraca; Decapoda; Penaeidae. Gene Ontology annotation, cellular component: cytosol; nucleus.